Vitis vinifera (wine grape) is the source of this 1068-nucleotide messenger RNA. RefSeq names its product S-norcoclaurine synthase 1. The record is from RefSeq and is a predicted model, not a curated record. The transcript has 5 exons. The coding region runs from base 1 to 1068 and encodes 355 amino acids. Lineage: Eukaryota; Viridiplantae; Streptophyta; Magnoliopsida; Vitales; Vitaceae.
AUGGGGAGUGAAGAAAUGAGCAUUAGAAAGGAGUUUGGUGGUUCUCUCCCUGUUGCAAAUGUCCAAGCACUUGCUUCCAACAAUUCCAGUGACAUACCAAUCCAGUACCUUAUGCUGGAACUCCAGUCAGAAGAAGUUUUGGUGGACGAGUCUCUCCAUAUUCCUACCAUAGAUAUGAGGAAGCUCAUGGUUGAUGAUGAUGAAAUGGAAAAACUUCAUUUUGCCUGUAAAGAUUGGGGCUUCUUUCAGUUAAUCAAUCAUGGGGUAGAAGAAGAAGUAAUAGUGAAAAUGAUGAUGGAUGUCCAAGACUUCUUUAAGCUAUCACUGGAGGAGAAGAAUGCAUAUGCACAGCUACCAAAUGACAUUGAAGGUUAUGGUCAAGCCUUUGUUGUUUCUCGAGACCAGAAGCUUGAUUGGGGUGACAUGCUUUUCCUUCUUCCUCUGCCAGCCUCUCAAAGAAAUAUGAGACUAUGGCCUAAGAAACCUACUUCUUUUAGGGAAACAUUGGAAAAGUACUCCUCAGAGCUGCAUAGAGUUUCAAUCAACCUUCUGAGGUCAAUGGCUAAGAACCUAGGCAUUAAUCCUGACAAGCUUGCAACCAUGUUUGAGGAUGCAACACAAGGAGUUAGGAUGAAUUACUAUCCACCUUGUGUGAAUGCAGACAAAGUUAUGGGCCUCACUCCUCACUCAGAUGCCACAGGACUAACCCUACUUGUUCAAGUCAAUGAAGUGCAAGGACUGCAAAUAAAGAAAAAUGGCAAAUGGGUCCCCAUUAGACCUGUCCCUGAUGCAUUCAUAGUUAACAUUGGUGACAUCAUUGAGAUUAUGAGCAAUGGGGAAUACAAGAGUAUAGAGCACAGAGCGGUGGUGAACCCAGAAAAAGAACGCCUCUCCAUUGCCGCAUUUCACAGUCCAAAUUAUAGGACCAUGAUUGGUCCUCUUCCAGACCUCCUAAAAGAGAACAGUGCCAACUAUAAGACCAUAAGCUUUGAAGACUUUGUAAGAAUUGUUGUAACCAGAAAACUUGAUGGUAAGAAUUUAUUAGGACACAUGAAAUUUGCAGAUUGA